AUGACGAGAUCUAUUGUGUACUCUCUGGCCUUGGUUGCCUUCCUCGCAGCAACCGGCAUGACCAUUGCCGCAAACUUCAUACCUGACUGGAUUACAUGGACUGUCGAUUCUCCCUCGGGGGGGCAUUACACUAAGCGGGUCGGCUUGCACCGAAGCUGUUCCUCGACUACGAACACAUGUAUACAUUUCCCGCAGAAGGAGGACUGCAGCGGCAGUGACAGAUACUUCUGCUCCAUGUGGCGGUCUGUGGGCUUCCUGAUGUCCGCCGCGGCCAUCUUAGAAUUGGGCACAGUCGUUGCAUUCAUUCUGGUGCUCGUGGGAGGCAAGCAGAAGAGGGAGAAGGGCUGGAAACUUCUGAGCUUUAUGCUGGUGCUUGUGGCAACCGUUCAGUGUGCUUCCAUGGCCAUUGUUGCCUAUCUUUUUGAUAACGACGAUCGUUUUUUUGUGGGCUGGAAGCUCGACCAGUCUUGGAUUCUCUGCACAGUCAGCUGGAGCAUUGCGAUGAUUAGCGCUGGAGCGAUUUCGAUUUCAGCAUUUGCGUUUCCUUCUGAAGGGGACUAUGAACUCAUUCCCGAUCAGCGAUUUGGAUAG
Molecule: messenger RNA, 591 nt
Organism: Drepanopeziza brunnea f. sp. 'multigermtubi' MB_m1
Lineage: Eukaryota; Fungi; Ascomycota; Leotiomycetes; Helotiales; Drepanopezizaceae
Source: RefSeq, a predicted model, not a curated record